Molecule: messenger RNA, 1944 nt
Organism: Vicia villosa (hairy vetch)
Lineage: Eukaryota; Viridiplantae; Streptophyta; Magnoliopsida; Fabales; Fabaceae
Exons: 4
Coding region: 271-1608 (445 amino acids)
Biological process (GO): protein phosphorylation; regulation of mRNA processing; spliceosomal complex assembly
Molecular function (GO): ATP binding; protein kinase activity
Source: RefSeq, a predicted model, not a curated record
AAAAGGUAAUAAAAAGUGUACAUUGAAAUCAAAAAAUGAAAGACCCAAAUUAUUAGAGAAAAAAGUGGAAAAGAGAGUGUUUCAUACGUGAUCCAUUUCCAAAACCUACCUACACCACAAACUAAUUUUCCCCUUACUUUAAAAUCAAACAAAUAAAUAAAUAAAUAAAAUACCCAAUUCAUUGGUGAUUCUCUAAAUUGAAAAAGAUUUGAUUUUUCCAUCUGGGUCUUUUGUUUUGUUGGUGAAUCUGAUCAGAGAAAUAAAAGGGCCAUGUCGUGUUCGUCUUCAUCGGGAUCGGAAGAUGAUAACGAAGGGUUUGAGUCUUACCGGAAAGGUGGUUACCAUGCCGUUAGAAUCGCCGAUUCUUUCGCGGCUGGGAGGUUUAUAGCUCAGCGGAAACUUGGUUGGGGUCAAUUCUCCACCGUCUGGCUCGCUUAUGAUACUAUCACCUCUUCAUAUGUGGCUCUCAAAAUCCAGAAAAGUGCGGCCGAUUUUGUUCAGGCUGCCCUCCAUGAGAUUGAUGUUCUUUCAUCCAUUGCGGAAGGUGAUCCAUCAAAUUCAAAGUAUGUUAUCCAAUUGAUUGAUCACUUUAAGCAUACAGGUCCCAAUGGGCAGCAUCAUUGCAUGGUCCUUGAGUUUCUCGGCGAUAGCUUGCUUCGUUUGAUCAGAUAUAACCGAUACAAAGGUCUUCCACUGAAUAAAGUUAGAGAGAUAUGUAAAUGCAUUUUGAUUGGUUUGGAUUAUUUGCAUAGUGAACUCCGUAUAAUCCAUACUGACUUAAAACCUGAAAACAUUCUUCUAUUUUCAACUAUUGACCCUGCCAAAGAUCCUUUUAGUUCUGGUUGCUCCCCAAUUUUAGAACGGCCUGUGGGAAACACAAACGGUGGACUUACUAGUCUUAUUGAGAAAAGGUUGAAGAGGAGAGCGAGGAGUGCAGUUGCUAAAAUAUCAGGAAGAACGGCUUCAAUUGAAGGAAGAGGAGAAGCUGCAAAAUCUCGUAGAAAUAUUGAUGCAAUUGACGUGAGAUGCAAGAUUGUCGAUUUUGGAAAUGCGUGUUGGGAUGAUAAGAAGUUUGCAGAAGAAAUACAAACAAGGCAGUAUAGAGCCCCUGAAGUUAUACUGAAGUCUGGUUAUUCGUUCCCUGUUGACAUGUGGUCUUUUGCUUGCAUUGCUUUUGAGCUUGCCACUGGAGAUAUGUUAUUUACACCCAAAGGUGGACAAGAUUAUAGCGAGGAUGAGGAUCAUCUUGCCCUGAUGAUGGAACUCCUAGGAAAGAUGCCGCGGAAGAUUGCUAUUGCCGGAGCACAAUCCAAGGAUUACUUUGACAGGCACGGUGAUCUGAAAAGGAUUCGAAGGCUAAAAUAUUGGCCACUUGACAAAUUACUAAUCGAUAGAUAUAAAUUUUCAGCGAAUGACGCACGUGAGUUUUCAGAGUUUCUUUUGCCACUUUUUGAUUUUGCGCCAGAAAAACGACCAACUGCACGACAGUGCAUGCAACAUUCCUGGCUGAACUGCAAGGAGUCAGCAUCAAAUGAAACGAGAAACGAAACUACUGUCGAAAAGGUUAAUGUUGGUAUGAGCAAUCUUCAAAUCAAGGUAGGAAAGUGAAGGUGGAAAACAUGUUCUUGACGGUGCAUUUACCACAAUCAAACAUUUUGGAGGAUCAAAACAAAAGUCAGAUGUGAAUUGUCAGAUCUUAAUCACAACUUUAACAUGAAUGACUAUAGUACUGAUUGCAUUUUCUUUUUAGUUUAUUCGAUUUUAAUGAGAUUCUUUCCAUUUGAUUUUUAACUACAGAGAUGUAAAUUAGUACGGAAUUUUGUUCAUGCAGAGAUAUCUGACACCAGAAUUUGAAUUUGCUUGUAUAUUAUUCACAUGUUGUAAGUUGUAACAUUCAUCUAAGUCUAAUCUUGUUGAAAAUAAGAAUGAGCAAUAUUUAAUCAA